GUUUGAGUUUAUCAUGUUAUAUGUUCAUUUAUACUAGUUGAUUUGAGAUCGAGUUGAUUCACUGGUAAGUUGCCUUUUCAUGUUUUGAAACUUCCAAACACACUUAAUGGUGCAAUCAUUUCUCAACAGCAGUCUGGGCAUUCCAUGGGAUUUCCCUUCUCACUCUAAUACAGGAACAGAGGCGAAGAGGCCAAGAAAGGAGGAUAUCCUUUCAUCACAGGCAACAACUACAACAUCUGUUAGCCAGAAUGGACAGUCAGGAGGUGGGGGAUUUACUUGAGGAGUGCCUCCGAGCAGCAGCUCAGCAGUCCAUCCAGCCCACUGAGGCAGAAAGGCUGAACAACUGCAGCUGCAAAGACUCACUGUGUGCAGAACUGGCUUCACUCCUGCAGGAGGCCAUGGAGAUGAAGUGGCCCUUCGUGCCAGAGAAGUGGCAGUACAAGCUGGCAGUCUGUGCCGAUGACAAAACCAACCUCAGUGACCUCAUCAGCAAGCAUCUACCUCAGCUACUGGCUGUUCUAAAGGCUUCCAUCAUAGCUCAGGAAGCAUGCACAGCACUGGCAGUGAUCUUCUUAGUGGACCGUUUUCUCUAUUGGACCGAUGAGUCCAGCCGGCUCUUAAAGAUCACUAAGCUGCUCCACAGGUCCCACCCUGACACCGCUGUGGCCCCCCAGCUUGUCAUACGACAGGCCAGGGUCUACCUCAACUCUGGCAAACUGCAGAAGGCAGAAUAUAUCCUGAGCAGUCUGAUUAACAAUAGUGGGGCAACAGGUCGCUGGGUGUACCACUCUGAAAGUGACAGGGCUCUUGUGCAGGCCGUUAGUGUUCAAGUGCGUGGAAUGAUUUUGCAAAAGCUGGGACUGUGGCUAGAGGCUGCAGAGUUAAUCUGGGCUUCUCUGGUCGGCUACUACUCACUUCCUCAACCUGACAAAAAGGGCAUUGGAACUUCUCUCGGCAUACUAGCCAACAUUUUAGUGUCUAUGAAUGGUGAGGACUUCCACGCUUUUAGGACUAGUCCAGAUAUUGAACUGUCCUUACUUGGGGAGGGGAGUCAUCGUCUUCUUUCGGCAGCCCAGGCGGCAAAGAUGGCAGUGGUGUACAGCCAGUACACUUCACUGUAUGUGUUGACCAAUGCGGCAACUCAAGGAACCUGCUUGUUAUCCUACAGUUUUUCAGUGGAGUGCCCUGACACUCAAAGACAGUCUUUCCUCCUGCAAGCUAGAGAGGCAUUUGAAAUCAGCUUGCUCACCAAAGCAGAGGAAGAGCAGGUCACCAGUAAGCAGGAGCUUCACACCUUCCUCAAGGCUGCCUAUUCCCUAACUGUCGCUCACAAAUGGCUUGGUACUCCUCUGGAGGUUGUGGUGCAGGCGACACAAGCUUGUCAGAAAGCUUUAGCCAGUUUCUAUGAUUACUGCCAUGCAGAUAAUCAUGACAAAGACAGCCUCUGUGCAGAGAUCAUGCAUCUGGUCACCCAAGUCAAGCUUCUGUUGAGAGUGGAGCCUUUCCCUAAUUCAGACAAGGGGUCUUUUAUUCCUGACAGCUACAGAAACAUCAAAGACACAUCAGUACAUUUUACUCUGGAAGGUUUCUCUAAGGUGAUGCAGAGAUUCCAGAAGUUUCAUGCAUCAUUGUGCGAGACCACCAACGCAAACUGCAAGCAGACAAAAGACAAGAUCGACGGGGCAAGGCUGUGUAUAACUGCACUGGGGACAACCAUUGGUACGCUCAACACAGAAUGUAGCACUGAGGCAUGCAAAGUAUCAAAAGGUGCACCCAAAGGAGGGGAGCAGCAUCAAAGAGGUUCAGAUUCAACCGCUGUGCAUCCACCUCAAAAGCCAGACCUGUGUACCACUCUAGGAAGCACAGAUAACCUUGGCUCAUCAUGGCAGAAAUUCUCCUUGAGUAGUUCAGGAAUUUCUUGGCCCAGCAGCAGUGACUACACAGGAAGUAGUGCCACUGAAGGUGGAGCAAAUGCCAGGAAUCAGAACUGUCUGAGCACUGAGGCUGAUGAUGAAAACUCAGACAGCAUGCUUCAGUUCACUGAUAAAAACAAAAAGCAAGACUUGCAUGGUCCUAACUCUGCUCUCAGGUCCCAUACAGUCCCAAGAUCCGCAAUACCUGCCACUUCCUCCUCCAGUCAGAAUGAUGAUUUAGAAAAGUUUGAGGUGAUGCAAGCUGGAAUAGAGACACUGGGCACAGAGGAGGAUUGGAUCACUGAUGCCGCAGGUGUGGCACAGGAACCGUCAGUAGCUGAAGGAGGACCACAGUCCUUAUCCCAGCUAACUUUCAGAACAUCCUCCAGCUCCCUCAGUGACAGUUUCAGUUCCCAUUCAUCGUGGGAGAAAAUCUCAGCUGACCUGAACUCCUCCGCAAACAGAAAACCAUCAAAAGCAGGAACUGGGCAAAACAGCAAGUCACCAGAGCCCGAUGGGAGCUUCUUCCUCAUGGAAACGCUUGAUUCUGAAACCAGUGAUUUAGCUCCUGAUCCCACGUACAAAAACCACACAUCUGGUUUGGAAUUAACAGCCUUGUCCAAUCCACAACCUCAGGGGAACUUUAAUGUUGACCCAAAAGCAGACACUGAGAUUGACUCUGUGUCUUUAAAACCUGCUGCCAAGAGCUCUUUAGCAGCCCCACACCCAAACCUUUCCCAGUGUGCCUCCACUGAAACUUCCAUAGAGAGUUCAUUUGAGAUGCUGGAGGAAAGAGAAAGUGAACACCAAUGCAAUGAAGGCUCUUCUACAGAAAAUGUCCCUCAGAGGCAAAACCCCUUGUGCUACAGCUGUGUGAAACACAGUACUGUAGGUAAUGCUGUCCCUAAGAGACAGUAUUUGUUGUCACAGAAAGAUUACCAAGCAUUACUGGCUGGAGUUUGCCAUGAAUGCCUGAUGAAGAGACUGCACAGUGAAGAAACACAGUUCAAACUCAAGGAACACAGAACUGUCUACAGUGCUCUUCAUUUAAAGUUUUCCAAAGCAAACGGACUGUGGACAGCAAGGGAGACCUGUGUUUACAUCGGAGAGCCAAUGGGGAUGCAGGGCAAGCAGAGAACUGCAAUAUGGGUACAGUUUUUACACCAGGAGGAAAGGUUAAGCAGUUAUGUGGGGAAGGAUUACCUGAAGCCAAAGCAGAUCCAGUUUCACCUGAAAGACGUGGAGAGGCAGAUGACAGCCCAGUACUACGUGACUGAAUUCAAUAAGAGCCUCUACGACAGAGACGUCAUGGCUCAGAUCUUCUUCAUUCCCUCAGAGGCACUGCUGAUUUUGAAUGGAAAUGAGAUCGUGGGCUGUGUAUCGGUGGAGCCCUACAUGCUCGGAGAUUUUGUCAAACUGACCAACAACACAGGAAAGAAGGACAAGAGUUUCCAUGCUACAGAAUACGGCCUUGCCUUUGGACACUUCACCUAUCUGUUCUCUGACCACCAGGAAGUUGUUGUAGACCUGCAAGGAUGGGUUACAGCCAAUGGCAAAGGACUGACCUACCUCACUGACCCCCAGAUCCACUCCACCAAGACCCCUAGAGGCCCCUCUAACUUUGCUGCCAGAGGCCUCAGGUACUUCCUGGAAGAGCAACAUGGACCAGAGUGCAAUGGCAUCUGCCAGCUGCUCAAACUACCUCCACUGCUCAGACAGCCACAUGUUCUUCCUCAGGAACUUUGAGAAAAUGUAGAUAUUGAUUGUUUGUGUAUCAGUGUUUGUUUUCCCAAUUAAGUGAAAAAUAAAUGUGUUUAUCUUAUAAAACAUGAGAAACAUGCCUUUGAUGCAAGUUUCUGCAACAUAAUGUAGUCUAGAUGACCCCAGUUACAAACAAUGUUUAGUAUUUUCCAUUGUGUUUUUAAUCUACAACUGAUAUAAAUAACACACACCACCAGAAACUGGACUAAACUGGUUCAAUAAAGAAGCACAGGCCACACAGUCAACACCAGUGGCACUGGAGGGCAAUAACCUUACGUCAGUGACCUCGUCCAUAAAAAUAUGACAGAGACAUUUCACAGUCAUCAUUUGAGAAGACCGGAACAGGGU
Messenger RNA from Toxotes jaculatrix (banded archerfish), 4022 nucleotides. It is a transcript of the gene alpk1, whose product is annotated as alpha-kinase 1. Gene Ontology annotation, biological process: protein phosphorylation. The record is from RefSeq and is a predicted model, not a curated record. Gene Ontology annotation, molecular function: protein serine/threonine kinase activity; ATP binding. Lineage: Eukaryota; Metazoa; Chordata; Actinopteri; Toxotidae. Bases 249 to 3659 code for a protein of 1136 amino acids. The transcript is spliced from 13 exons.